Musca vetustissima is the source of this 1305-nucleotide messenger RNA. RefSeq lists its product as uncharacterized. Gene Ontology annotation, biological process: arachidonate secretion; phospholipid metabolic process; lipid catabolic process. Lineage: Eukaryota; Metazoa; Arthropoda; Insecta; Diptera; Muscidae. The record is from RefSeq and is a predicted model, not a curated record. The transcript is spliced from 4 exons. Gene Ontology annotation, molecular function: A2-type glycerophospholipase activity; calcium ion binding. The coding region runs from base 1 to 1305 and encodes 434 amino acids.
AUGAAUAACUUAAUUUUAAACGAUAUGAAAAGUGCAUUCGAUCCGAUUACAAAUAAUAGUUUAGAUUUUGAACGAGUCGUAACUGAAAUGUACAGUUUUCCAAUGAAAAAUCCAAAAAUUAAUUCAGCAAUGGUAUUUAAAUUACCAUUCGAGGAGGACGGGACCCGUGACAAUAGAUUUUCGGAACGUAUGCUAUUUAUGGAACGGCAAGAGUUUAUGGAACCAACAUUUCCUAAUUUAACCGAAUCAUAUAUGACUUUAAGGAGGUUUCGUUAUGCGAAAGUGCCAUUUAAUAGAAAUAUUACCGAACUUAUGCGUAUCGAAAUGCAAGCUAUUGAUCGAGCAGCGCAACGGGAUCCCUGGUCACAUUUGGGUUUAGACGGUUGGAAUGGUGAUAUUGCCCAGCCACAAACUACACAGGAUUAUCGUAAUAGGAUUGUGCUUCAAAGCUACACUCCAUCCAGUGUUGGUGGAGCAAAAACGUCGAGCUUACUCUUCCUGGUGAACAUUGCCAGAUCCGUCUUUGUUGGAUUUACACCAAGGCCGUUCGCCCUGGCCCAACGCGACAGUGUCAGUAAGGCUCUUUGCAUAAGCUCCGAGAAAUUUUCCGGAAAUCAAUAUCACGACGUUGUCCGCAUAAGCUACGACUUUGACAACUUUUCCGUCCAGUUCCAUCAUGACCCCUCAAACACAUUGACCGAAUAUCCUUAUCAUGAAAUAACAAAAGACCUAUAUGGCGGUAUAUCAUCAACGGAAUAUCUAAAGGAUAUUGCUGAGGCAGAAAUGAAACAAAAACAAUAUCGAGUAGAACUUAGAAAGGAAAUGGAUGAAAAUGUGUUUAUAGCACGAUCAAAUGAUCCCUUUGGAUAUUCGACAAAAUGGGAAAAGAGAAAUCAAACAAAACACAAACGUGAUGUCCUACGCCUGUAUUCCAUGCUGAAAUGUUCUACUGGCUGUGAACCACUGAUCUAUAAAGGCUAUGGCUGUUAUUGUGGAUUUUUGGGUAAUGGAAUACCCACAGAUGGCAUUGAUCGUUGUUGCAAACUACACGAUAAAUGUUACGAGCACAGUAAUUGCCUGUCAUAUCUGGAAUAUUUUGUACCUUAUGUAUGGAAAUGUUAUCGUGGUAAACCAUUGUGUGCCAUAGAUCAUGGAGAAUGGGGUGGUCCGGAUUCAUGUGCUGCUCGUCUAUGUUAUUGUGAUUUACGCUUGUCACGUUGUUUGCGACAAUAUGCAUGUCCUAGUCGGCGGGCCGUGUGCAAGUCAUCACUUGCCAGAAGAUUACAAAAUUUCAUCUUUACAUAG